GCUGAGAGUGUAUUAUUAGAAUAGCGACACACUCCCGGGCUCACACUGCAAGCAUGGCUGGCGACAGCGAAACACAUCUUAAGGACAGAGCGGAGGACGGCCACAGCAUCCGACAGCCGUUCCUCAUCGGUGUGGCCGGAGGCACCGCCAGCGGAAAGUCUUCAGUAUGUGAGAAGAUCAUGGAGCUGCUGGGACAGAAUAAGAUUGACCGUCACCAGCGGCAGGUGGUCAUCCUCAGUCAAGACAGCUUUUACAGGGAGCUCACGCCUGAACAGAAAGCCAAAGCGCUCAAGGGCCAGUUCAACUCCGAUCACCCAGAUGCUUUCGACAACGAGCUGGUCAUGAAGACUCUGCGUGACAUCAUUCAGGGGGAGACCGUGCACAUCCCGGUGUAUGACUUUGUUACCCAUUCCAGGAAGGAUGAGUUCGUGACCGUGUAUCCAGCGGAUGUGGUUCUCUUUGAGGGGAUUCUCAUGUUCUACUCGCAGGAUAUUCGAGAUCUGUUCCAAAUGAAGCUGUUCGUGGACACAGACCCAGACACGCGUCUCUCGAGAAGAGUGUUGCGGGACAUCAGCGAGAGAGGCCGAGAGUUGGAGCAGGUUCUGAACCAGUACAUCACCUUCGUGAAGCCAGCCUUUGAGGAGUUCUGUCUCCCUACCAAAAAGUACGCAGACGUCAUCAUCCCCCGAGGAGCAGACAAUCUCGUGGCUAUUAACCUGAUUGUGCAGCAUAUCCAGGAUAUCCUGAACGGAGGAUUCACCAAACGACAGAGCGGUUUUCAGAACGGCCAUGGAACCCCAAGACAAAGACGGCCCUCGGAGUCGAGUCGACCCCACUGACCUUACUGUGGCCCUUCCCUCCAUUGAGGAGAGGGCAGAACUGAAUAAUCGCAGUGUACAUCCCAUUCAUCCAAUGACAAUGAGGGGAUGCAGGAGCUGAAAUGCCUUUUGUUAUUGUCAUUAUUAUUUGAAUUUUACAUUUGAAAUGUUGUUGUCGUCGUCUUGGAUAAUUGUUUGCCGUUACAGGGUUUUGAAUGUGCUAUAUGUUUGAUUGCACUCUCAGCCUGUCCUGUCAGCAUGUCUAUAUGCUUUCUUAGCUACCCAAAAAAUAAAUGAAUAGUUUGGAAA
This is a messenger RNA of Puntigrus tetrazona (Sumatra barb), 1127 nucleotides long. It is a transcript of the gene uck2b, whose product is annotated as uridine-cytidine kinase 2b. Gene Ontology annotation, cellular component: cytoplasm; cytosol. Gene Ontology annotation, molecular function: ATP binding; kinase activity. The record is from RefSeq and is a predicted model, not a curated record. Bases 54 to 839 code for a protein of 261 amino acids. The transcript is spliced from 7 exons. NCBI's taxonomy places the organism in Eukaryota, Metazoa, Chordata, Actinopteri, Cypriniformes, Cyprinidae.